CAAGGAUGCCUUGCACAAGGUGCGAUCCUAAAAGGUUUGGGCAAGCAGGCCAGCUGGAGCAGACAUGGGGAAACAAAGGGAGAGGCGGACAGGGGCAGAAAGCAGGGACUUUCCUCUCUGGCUUGCCCCCUCAUGCCCCCCUCUGUAGGGGGCAUCUCACAUUACCAGAUCCCGCCAACCCCUCUGCAGAAAGCCUUUCCAUCCAAGGGUGACGGUGGUGGUAAAGUCUCCCUUUCUCUCGCUCUCCUUGCGGAGUUGGCCAAUGGCUGGCCACAGCUGCAGCCUGCGUGGGCUGAGCCUGUAACCGAUACCCCCCAAGACAUCUACCCUGGGCGACUGUCUCUAGAGCCAGAAGGCAGGCAGGGAGAGGGGAGCCCCGACGGCACAUAGAAAGCAAGAGGGGAAAGCUGACAUGGCCAUCCCAGAGAGAAACUCGGAGGGCGGCAGACUUGCCUCCCGCUCGGCUUGCCCUCCCCAGCUUUAAUGGGACAUAUCUGGUUCCCUCUUCGAAAGAGGCAGGAUCACUUCCUGUUCUCUGCCGCACAGAGCUUUGCAAAAGGACAGCAUUGUCCUCCACAUGCGGGACUCCUUGUUGGAGGUGUAUUGGGUUUGUGGAGCCUGCUAAAGCCGCGGAGCCCUCCCUUCUCCGCCAUGAAUUUUGGUUUCACCCAGGAGCAAGUGGCCUGCGUGUGCGAGGUCCUGCAGCAAGGGGGAAACAUCGAGCGCCUGGGGCGCUUCCUUUGGUCGCUGCCGGCCUGCGACCACCUGCACAAGAACGAGAGCGUCCUGAAGGCCAAAGCAGUGGUGGCCUUUCAUCGGGGAAACUUCCGGGAGCUCUAUAAGAUCCUGGAGAGCUACCAGUUCUCUCUGCACAACCACCCCAAGCUGCAGCAACUGUGGCUCAAGGCUCAUUACAUCGAGGCAGAGAAGCUGCGCGGGAGGCCGCUGGGAGCCGUGGGCAAGUACAGGGUGCGGCGCAAAUUCCCCCUGCCUCGGACCAUCUGGGACGGAGAGGAAACCAGUUAUUGUUUCAAGGAGAAAUCUCGGAGUGUGUUACGGGAAUGGUACAUCCACAACCCCUACCCAUCCCCUCGUGAGAAGAGGGAGCUGGCAGAAGCCACAGGGCUGACUACCACCCAGGUCAGCAACUGGUUCAAGAACCGGCGCCAGAGGGACCGUGCGGCCGAGACCAAGGAGAGGGAGAACAGCGACGGUGGUGCACUGAAGGAAGGAAGGGGCCUUCCACGAGAAAGACACCUACUCUCCAGCUCCGAUGACGAGAGCUCUCCCAUUGACAGCCCUGCAGCUCAUGCAUCCAGCCCCUCACUGCUCUACUCUGGUUUGCCACUUUCGGCUCCAGCGGGAAACUCCAUUCACAACGUCCAGAGGGUAGAUUUUCUGCAGCACCAGCCGCUCCACAAUAGUCUCCUGGGGCCCCUCACUUCUACCCUUGUAGAUCUGGGCUCCUGAAACUGAACAGUGGAGCACCCACUUCAUCCCCAAUGGACUGUUCCUUUGUUCUCCUUCCGUACUUCUAAGCACUCUCCUGCCCAGCCAGCACAGGAACUCACAAAGCAUCUCCUCAUCUCCUCCUAACCUUUAGGGGGCAGUCAUAAGAGGAGGAGGCCUAUGGGCACCUGCAAGGCCAUGCUAUUGCCCCCACAAUUCAAAAUUCAGAUUUUGACAGACAAACCAUUCCCGAAUCCCACCAGAUCUCUACUUUCUGCAUUGUUAAAAAAAAAAAAAGCAGCAAAACUUUGUGUUGUUAUAGAAAAGAACAUAUUUCUGCUAAAAUCAGAAACCACUUCUGCGGGAAGGGGGGAUUUCGAGCAGAUGGGAUUUCUGCUCUCAACACAUUCCCUGAUCCCACACCCCCUGGAAAAAUUCCCAAAUCUUGCUCCCCGCAUACACUAGUUGAUCAUGAGGGCCCAGCCUUCCUACCUUAUAAAAGAGUGGCAUGAAAUGCGCCUGAUGGCAAAGCAAGGGGAGCUCUGUCCCCAUGGAACCAAGCAAAGGUGAAGCAGUUAGCAAAGCAACAAAAUCGGUACGAAGCAGAGUACAAGUGCAUGCAGCAGCUUAAACUGGGAAGCGCAGGAGCAUCCAAUUAAGAAGGUUAAUUAGGGCUUUAGCCUAGACAGCUGAGCACAUGCAAACACUUACCCUCUGGAGACAGCAAGAGCAAUUAAAGUGCCUUGCAGAGGUUCCAACAAGCUUAAUGACUUUGACAGAGGACUGUAAUGAAGCACUUGAUAAUUUUGUGGGCAUCCGUAUGGGAAAUAAUGGCCUACUGAGCCUACAUUAUACUUACAGCCAUUCUGGGAGAGGAAUGUUAAGAGACAGAAGCUCUUUUGUAAGAAGGUUCAGCAAGAAUCAAUCACUGGAGUUGGGAGACAAUUCUUGAAUGUGAUUCUUGGAGAGGGUGGGAUGGGAUCAAGACCUGCUGCGGGUUGCUUGCUUCUGCUAGACCCUCUUUUUCUACCCCACUGAGCCAUGUUACUCUGUAUUGCCAAUUUUCUAAUAAAUUAAAAACCGAAAA
Messenger RNA from Podarcis muralis (Common wall lizard), 2536 nucleotides. RefSeq names its product homeobox protein six1b-like. The record is from RefSeq and is a predicted model, not a curated record. Lineage: Eukaryota; Metazoa; Chordata; Lepidosauria; Squamata; Lacertidae. Gene Ontology annotation, cellular component: nucleus; transcription regulator complex. Gene Ontology annotation, molecular function: RNA polymerase II cis-regulatory region sequence-specific DNA binding; DNA-binding transcription factor activity, RNA polymerase II-specific. Gene Ontology annotation, biological process: skeletal muscle fiber development; regulation of transcription by RNA polymerase II; regulation of skeletal muscle cell proliferation.